Molecule: messenger RNA, 3814 nt
Organism: Ictalurus furcatus (blue catfish)
Lineage: Eukaryota; Metazoa; Chordata; Actinopteri; Siluriformes; Ictaluridae
Gene: rnf220a
Product: ring finger protein 220a
Exons: 16
Coding region: 1091-2983 (630 amino acids)
Biological process (GO): protein ubiquitination
Molecular function (GO): ubiquitin protein ligase activity; metal ion binding
Source: RefSeq, a predicted model, not a curated record
AACAAAACAAACAACAAAACUACAACAAUGAGUGCUCAUUUAGGUCUUAGAGUGUACAUUUCUAUCCAGUUUUGUAUAUGAUGAUUCACUGAAAUUAGUGCUUUUACCCUGCAAGUGGUCACAUAAACAUAAACAUAAACAACAACAACAACAACAACAACGACGACGUUAGGUUGUGUUAUGUUAUUUACAAGACAGAAAGCACAGUGUCCACUGUGUGGAUGUGUCGAUGCUCGGCCCACGCGCUGCACUAGCGCACACUAGCUUUUUGAAGCACACUUACCCGGUUCCUCCUGCACUGCGCGCGCCAUUGCGCACUUUCAUUUCUUCCCGAGACUUUAUUUCACACAUAGUGUCUUCAGCGUCGAGGUUUCACAGAGAACCUAAUUCGCAACCCAAACGGCCCCGAAAUCCCCUCGGGGAACACGGUGAAGGAAGGGAAGGGGGGUCGGUCGGUGUGAUGGGGGGAGUGUUGAGAGGAGAGGAGAGGAGAAGCAGGUCAGUCAGUGAGCGGAUCGGGCGCUGAGCGGCAGCACUGCACCUCCAACACAGCGCGCCAGGACCGUUACCACAUCCACCUCUCUCUCUCUCUCUCUCUCUCUCUCUCCUAUUCUCUCUCUCUCUAUCUCUAUCUCUUUCUGUGUGUGUGUGUGUGUGUGUGUGUGUGUGUGUGUGUAAGUGUGUCCGUGCACAGUUUACCCCCUCAUCGAUACGUGCAACUGAUACUACCGGGGAAAUCUCGACCUCACACGGCGAUCGUCUCGGCUGUGUGUGCGCGCCGCAAACUUUUUUCCUCGCAUGCUCCUCGGCUCGCUCUGCGCCUGGCACGGACCACGCAAAAAAAAAAGUUUCUCUUGUGCGGGAUAAAAGGACGCCCAGGAUCUGCCAAGGAAUUACUUUAUACACCGACGAGCCCAAUCGAGCUUGAAUUGCCGGCAAGAGGCACCCAUUCUAAGUAUAAAGGACGGACCCAAUCGGCACCAUACUCCCCAUACCGUUCCCCCCCGCUCUUUUCUCUCCACCCCUUCCCCCUGCCCCACUGAGCUCUCCGCUCACCCCUCCUCCUCCUCAACCGACACCCCCGACCAAGAUGGACCUUCACCACCGAGCCGCCUUCAAGAUGGAGAGCUCCUCGUACCUCCCUGGCCCAUUGGCGUCACCAGCUCUGAUGGUGCUGGCGUCGACGGCCGAUGCCAGCCGUGAUGCCUCGGCACCGUGCCAGCAGCCACGGCCGUUUGGCGCACCCGUCUCCGUCUCCGACAAGGACGUGCACCUACCGUUCGCCAACGGCUCCUACGCCUUCGCUUCCGUCUACCACCGGCAACCUGGUUUCGGUGGCCGUGACUUUGCGCCAUCUCUCCUGCACCUGCACCACCAGUUUGCGCCACCUGGUCUGGACUGUCCACCAUCCAUUGGUGUGCUCAACCACGGUGCUGUCGGAGCUUUCCGGCCUUUCGCGUCGCCACCAGAAGAGCGCGAUUCGGCCUCAGGUGCCUACCAAUCAGCUUUCACUCCAGCAAAGCGCCUCAAGGGCUGCCUGGAGGCAGAAGCCUCUCCGCACCUGCGCUACUCAGAUGCCGAGGGUAAAGAGUACGACUACGGUGGUGCCCACGUGCCCUCAGGCUCGCCCGGUGCCCUCAAGGCCGUAGAGGAUGCCGGAAAGAAAAUCUUCGCCGUCUCUGGCCUGCUGUCCGACCGUGAGGCCUCGUCCAGCCCAGAGGACCGCAUUGAACGCUGCAAGAAGAAGGUGUCUCUGUAUGACAGCCAGGCUCCCAUCUGCCCUAUCUGCCAGGUUCUGCUGCGUCCUGGAGAGCUGCAGGAGCACAUGGAGCAGGAGAUGGAGAGGCUCACCCAUUUGCACAUCAGUAAGAACCCAUCACCGAAGGAUCUCAGCACAGCACCCGGCACACCCAAGUCUCUCCUGUUGUCAGUGCACAUCAAGCGUGAGGGAGAGUCUCCAGUAAUCUCGCCGCUGUCCUCCGACGACCCGCACCAUUCUGACAGAUACCAGACAUUUUUGCGAGUGCGGGCAAACAGACAAACACGACUGAAUGUCGGUGACCUCUGCUGGCGCAGGCGUUACGGCAAGGACGUGCCCCGAGACGUGCCCCUAGCUCCCUACUGCCUACACGACGCUCGGAUCGGCAAGCUGAAGCGGCGGAAGCCGGAGGAUGGACAGGUAUGUCCGCUGUGCAGCGCUCCGCUGGAAGGAACAGUUGAGGAAAUGAAUAGGCAUGUGGAAGAGUGUCUGUUAAAGAGGGAGGGCGGCAUGGACGACGACCAGGCCGAUAUGGAUGGCGAGAACGGCACCCGCUUCGAAGAGUACGAGUGGUGCGGCCAGAAGCGGAUCCGAGCCACCUCUCUGCUAGAGGGAGGCUUCAGAGGAACAGGCUUCGCGAUGUGCAGCACAAAAGAGAGCCAUGACAGCGAUGCCGACCUGGACGUGGACGGAGACGACACACUGGAGUACGGCAAAGCACACAGGUACACUGAAGCAGAUAUCAUUCCCUGCUCCGGAGAAGACCAAGGGGAGACCAAAGAACGCGAGGCGCUCCGUGGAGCCGUCUUAAACGGAGGCAUGCCGUCCAAUAGGAUAACGCCGGAGUUCUCGAAGUGGGCUAGCGACGAAAUGCCAUCCACCAGCAACGGUGAGAGCAGCAAGCUGGAUGCCAGCUCCGCAUCGACGUCCAGCAUGCCCAGGACCUGCAAAAACAGUGAGAUCGAGAAAAUCACAGAGGAUUCCACAGGCACCACACUGGACGCUCUGAAGGCCCGCAUCCGAGAGCUGGAGAAGCAGAUCCUCAGAGGAGACCGAUACAAGUGUCUGAUCUGCAUGGACUCCUACACAGCGCCCCUCACCUCCAUCCAGUGUUGGCAUGUCCACUGUGAAGAAUGCUGGCUUAGGACUCUGGGAAAUAAGAAACUGUGUCCACAGUGCAACACCAUCACAUCACCAGGAGACCUCCGACGCGUGUAUUUGUGAACGAGUCACCGUCAGCGUCCAGAUUCUUCCCCCUUUAACCUUUUUUUUUGUUGUUUUUUUUGUUUGUUUGUUUGUUUUUCGGGUCAGUUCUGUUCUGGUGGAUUUCCGUUUCCUUGUCCAGACUGAGAGUCUUGUGCCGAUAUUAACAAGGAGCAUCUGAUGUAGCAGCAAACUGCACAGGGACUUGUAAGGACUAUGUACAGACUCAGUACUUCCCUGUAAGUGAGAAGCUCCUCCCACUUCUUGCCCAGCCUCUGACUCUGCCCCCUUGUGGUGCUCCAUGUUAUGGUGCAGGUCCAUAAACGCUGCUGCCCACUUCCCCGCUUCGCUUUGACACACGUCCUCUGUCUGCUACGAUGGAGUGUGUGUUCGUGUGUGUCUGUGUGUGCAUGUUGGUGGGAUCUCUCUCUCAGCAAGGCCACAGAGUUAGUCUUCAGCCGAGACAGCCCUCCAUCCCGGCAGGGACUUGAGGAAAAAAAAAAAACAAUAAAAAAAACUGAUAAUAGUUUAGCCUCCACCCUUCUGGCCCUUCCAUCCCGUUCUUCAAACUGUCAUUGUGUUCUCUCUCUCUCUCUCGCUCUUGCUCUCUCGCUCUCUCUCCCCCUCUCAAAUUUUCACUUCUUUUGUGGUGUUCUAGUGACGUCAACCAAAUUCAAUGAACCAGUGCAAGCACAUGUAUUAUAGUCUUGUAUGUUUACGGUGUUGUGAGUAAAUGACAUAGAGAACACACUUGUAUACACACGCAUAACAUGCGCACACACUCAAAAAAACAAAACGAAAAAAAAAGAAAAAAAGACAAGUAUAUAUUGCUAAAGUCCAGUUUUAGUUGGG